Messenger RNA from Chilo suppressalis (striped riceborer), 6185 nucleotides. The record is from the annotation of a GenBank genome assembly. Lineage: Eukaryota; Metazoa; Arthropoda; Insecta; Lepidoptera; Crambidae.
CGCGCGCUCGCCGGCUCGCCUCUCAGUGGCUCACAAGUCGCCGCGUCGCGCGCUCCGCUCGCAGCCGCUCUGCCCACGCGCACCACCGCACGAACAAAACCGAACGCGCUCGUAAUUCAAAACCACCGCCGAUCAUAUUGCAACAAGAUAAAAAAAAAUAUAACACAUCAAUAGAAGUUGUCAAUGAAAUAAUUUCCUUAAAAAUCGAAUAAAACGAACACGUGUUUUUAUAAGUUGGCGCGAAUAGAAUACGGUGUUGGCCGUACCGUACCACGUUUUUCUUUACGGGCGAAUAAAUAUUAUUAUAUAUUGGCAGUCGCGCCCGCCACCGCCGAGAAAUUUCACUUUUUACUACUUAGUGAGGUCCUGAUCGUUCGUCUAUGGUUUUGGAGGCUGCAAUCUGCGCUGAAUGGAACAUUGACCUGAAUCGAUUAUCAUGCAACUUCACCAAAGCGGGAGACAAAUCAUUCUAUCGUCUAACUACAAACAUAAGUGUAAUCUGUGAUAGAAGCUCGCUCGUAAUCUCUAUUAUCUAGAGAAUAGUGAUAAUCUAAGAAGUUGAAAGUGCGAAGGUGGUAUGUUUAGGUCAAAGUGACUUUAACCAAAGGGCAGGAUACCCUACGAGGACUUUAACGAUGGGUGUCAGUGAUUGUUUGGUGUUCAGGAAGAUGGACGUUAGACACGCGAUGUUUAAACUAAUGCUUUUUCAAAUUUUGGUGGCGUGGUGCAGCGCGAAGCAUGUGACGAUACCGAGAGUGGAAAUUCUAACUAACGAUAUAGAGAAAGAUGUCCAGGAUAGCAUAAGAAAUAUUCACACCGGUAUUUACUCACACAAACACCUGGACGCAUCACAAGUGGAGGUGGUGACCCCUGUCAAAGUGACGCGAGAGGGGUCACUGGUGUCCCACGCGGUGGACCACUCGCACGAGCAUGGGCACGCGCGCGCCAGGCGGGACCUCGGCAGCAAGGACCACGGCUUACCGCACUCACUACACUACAACCUCACCGUCGGCGGCAGGGAUCUCCGACUCGACUUGCGGCCGUCGGUGUCAUUCAUAACGCCGGCGUUGAUCGUGGAGCGACACAGAGCGGACGGGCGAACGCGCGACCGGCCGCACCCAGACGCCACCGGCUGCCACUACACCGGCACGGUGCGCGGCCAGCCUGCGUCCAGUAUAGCACUCUCUGCGUGUGACGGACUGGCGGGCCUGCUACGAACGGAGCAUGGUGAAUUCUGGAUCGAGCCAUCCAACCAAAAACCCUCCGAUAACAAUGAAGCGAGACCGCAUGUUAUUUUCAGAAGAUCUGCGGUCGAUAAAGUGAAGGCGUAUCAUAGAGCUAAGAGAGAAACGCAAAGGACACAUUCCGAUAAUUCUAACAGCAGCCAUAGCAAAAACUCCCAACGUACGAAAACACACGAAACUUCGAGAAGUCAACUAGAGCACAAAAUGGCUGUGGAUCGCCGCCGAAGGGAAUACCUAGAAGCGAGGCGAAGACAGUUAGAAGCGAUGCGAAGAAACCCCACCGAAUACAGAAGACACCAAGCCAGAUUGCGCUUGGAGCAACGAAGGCUAGCGUCCAACUCGAGGAGUAUGUCGACAGAGAGUAAAUCCAUCGAACACAAUAUUGCAACAAGAAUAAAGAAUCGAAAAAACCAAAACAACGACCUUAGACCGCGUCGUAUAAAGAGCAGACGCAGGAGGCGCAAGCGAUCUAAGAACUGCGCGACGAAGCAACCUCCAUACCAAUGGAAGACGAAAAACUUGGAGAGCCAUGAAAUCGAGGCACAUAAAAGAAUGCAGUAUAAUAAGUACACGCAUAGAGGCAACCAUCGUCAGCACCCGAACAGCAGGGAGGCCGGACGGCGAUCGACGCGGUCGGUCAGCAAGCCGCGUCACGUUGAGGUGCUGCUGGUGGCAGACCGCUCCAUGACUGACUUCCACGACGCCAACAACCUGGAGACUUAUCUCCUCACUAUCAUGAACAUGGUAUCAUCCCUGUACAUGGAUCCUUCGAUCGGCAACUACAUAAAGGUUGUCGUUGUGAAGAUCAUAUUCGUUGAGGAGAUGGGAGCCGCCCCUGACCUGGAAGUGACCACUAAUGCAGACACCACGCUGCAGUCGUUCUGCCGGUGGCAGCAACAACUCAACCCUGACAGUGACGACAACCCACACCACCAUGACGUGGCCAUCUUGAUCACCAGGGAGGACAUAUGCAGUCAGCACGGCAACCCUUGUAGCACCCUCGGCGUGGCGCACGUCGCGGGGAUGUGCAAGCCGGACCGCAGUUGCUCCGUCAACGAGGACAACGGAAUCAUGCUCGCGCACACCAUUACGCACGAGCUGGGACACAAUUUCGGACUGUACCACGACACCGAGAAGAUCGGCUGCCACCGGCGCGAGGGGUCCACCCUGCACAUCAUGACGCCCAUCUUCGAGGCGGACACGGUGCAAGUCGCCUGGUCGCGCUGCAGCAAACGAGACGUCACCAACUUCUUAGAUGCUGGCAUGGGCGAAUGUUUGAGCGAUAGACCUUCUCAGGAAGAAUACUAUACCUACCCAGAAGUACCAGCGGGCGUGAUGUUUGACGCGGCAACUCAGUGCCACCUGCAGUUCGGCGCUGAGGCCGUGGUCUGCGCGAAGCCCAGCGAGCUGUGCGAGCACCUGUGGUGUCUCGUCAACAACACCUGCAAGACCAUGCUGCGGCCCGCCGCGCCUGGGACUACCUGCGGCCCUGAUAUGUGGUGUCAGAACCAGACAUGCGUGGCACGGACGCCUUCACCGGCACCCCGCGACGGCGGCUGGGGCCCGUGGAGCGAGUGGAGCGAGUGCUCGCGCACGUGUGGCGCCGGCGUGUCCACGCAGGCGCGCGAGUGCAACAACCCCGAGCCGUACAACAGCGGCAGCUACUGCAUCGGCGACCGGAGCCGAUACAAGAUCUGCAACACUGAUCCUUGUCCAAUCAACGAGCCGACUUUCAGAGAAGUGCAGUGCGCCCGGUACAACAACAAGACCUAUAAAAACGUCACUGUAGCUGAAUGGAUACCUUACUUCGACCAAGAUAGACCAUGCGAGCUGAAGUGCGUACCGCGAGACGACAGCGACUUAGAGCUGAUGUCGGCGGCGUUCGUGGCGGACGGCACGCCCUGCCGCCAGAGCCUCGGCGCGAGGGAUAUGUGCAUUGCUGGUGUUUGCUACAAAGUUGGCUGCGACUGGGUGGUAAACUCUGACGCAGAGGACGACGCGUGCGGCGUGUGCGGCGGCAACGGAUCAGCCUGCAAAACCGUGCAGGGCAUCUACAGCAAGGGCACCACCAAGCAGUCCGGCUUCAGUGAGGUAGUUGUUAUACCAGCCGGCUCCAGAAACGUCAGGAUUCAAGAGAAAGUUAGUCCAGGGAAUUACAUCUCAAUAGGUAGCGCGAAGUCAAGGAAGUUCUAUUUGAGUGGAGCACGAAAUACCACUUUGACCGAAUACUUCGUAGCGGGAGCUCAAGCGAUCUACGAACGCGACAGAGAUUGGGAAAAGGUCCGAAUCACAGGACCGAUUGAGGAAGAUAUUAAAGUUUACCAACGCAUAUUCCGGGGGCGAGCGCAUCGCAACCCUGGCGUGACGUACCAGUACACGGUGGACAGCGCGCGCAGGCGGCGCUACUCGUACCGCCUGUCCGACUGGUCGCCCUGCUCCGCCACCUGCGGCCGCGCGCGCGCCACGCGCCGCCUGCUGUGCGUCGACGAGCGCGAACAGGUGGUGGACCAGUCGCUGUGCUACCAGCUUGAGCCGCCGCGGCACGAAGCGCUGAUGCAGCAGUGCCGCGUACCCGCCUGCCCGCACUGGUGGGCCGCCGCCUGGGCGCCCUGCUCCCGCCCCUGCCACCCGCCUGGCGAAGAGGCGACGAAACAACGCAACGUCUACUGCGUCGACAAAGCGUCGAACGGAGUCGUGGACGAUUCGAAAUGUGACGCGGCCACCAAACCGAUCAGCAUUAUCAAAUGCGCAGACGUGCCGCCAUGCUAAAAGCUAUUUAUACGAUACUCCACGCGAUAAGGACAAGUUACCUAGGAUAUCAGUCCAAAUAUUUCAUGAGCCUUCAAGAGAAUGAAGCAAUGAUUUGUUGAUCCGACUCGAGAGCGGGCAAAAAAACUGGAUAUAUCCGAUUUUUUGUACAUAAAUCCCAAUCAUUAUUGUGUGCACAAUGACAACCAUGUGUCUGCACUUUGAUACUGAUUUUGAUACAAUUAUCACACAAACAUAAUGUUUGAAAUUAAUCAAGUGAACAAACUUUAGUGCAUAGUGUACCCUUUAGAUAGAACUAUUCAGGAAGUGUAUAACAGAAUGAAUUUACGACUGAGAACCGGUGAUUUGAGUUACGUUGUACUAUGACGAAUGAAGUACAUAACCCAUCGAAUAAACAUUAAGAGUAAUAUCUCGAAUAGCAUCGCUUUGUGGUGACGUGCGAAUCUCGCAAGGACACUAAACAGUUUUCUGCAAUUAUCACUUAUCUACUGCCAUAUUACAUAAGUGACGUCUAGUUAUACCUUAAUCUCCGCUUAGUUAUUAAUAACUACUAAUUAUAUUAUUCAGUAUUAAAGUGGUGUAUGUAAUUCUUGGAUAAUGCAGACUUAUGUGGAAGUGUUUAUAUAGGUACUCUACUUAUAAAAAAAAAUUGGACCAAAAAUAUUUUAGAAAUCAAAUUCACGUUGCCAUAAUCACGGUUACUGCCAAUAUGACACUUGUAUCAUACUAAGUUAUAAUUAUAUUAAAGUAAGUUUUAGGUUAAGUUAACAUUAUUAUAAUAAUUAAUAAAUAUAUACAGAUUAAUAAAAAUUAGGUAGGUAGGUACAUAAUGCGUUUGUAAAACAUUAACUUGUAAUUGUAACGCGUUUAGUAAACAAAACGGCUAGUCAAGUACGGAUGAAGAUUUUUAUUAACUCACAACAAAUAAUGUUUUAAUAUAAAUAUCAUUUGAUUCUUACAUAAAAAUUAGAAAUUAAAACUUCAGUUUAAAUAAGUUUUUGUACCUACUGCAUUUAACAAGGCAUAUAAAAAUAUGUAUGUUUCCCUAUUUUAUAAUAAACGUAUUAAAAUAUUACUUACACUAAUGUGCCUGUAACUUGAGACAGAAUGUUGAAAAAUAUAUUUAUGAUAGGUAUGUAUAAAUUAAACAUUCUGUGUAUAAUUAGGUACUUACCUUUGUACAUGUAACUAUGCAUAAUUUGAACUAUUUAGCUGAUAUGUCUAUUUAUCUCAAAUCCAUUGUUAAUUAUGCUUUUUUGUAAAUGAUAUGCCUAAAGAAAUUCACUAAUCUAAAAGAAUGUUACUAGAAAAAUAUCCACGCGGUCUAGGCAUCUGGGGUUUGAUUGAUCGCAUGGUUUUUUUUCUCGUAAAUUUUAUUUAGAUUUAUAAAUCAAGCAGUUAAAUCUUAGAUUAAAACAGGGAAGAUACGGCACUCGCGGUGAAAUCGUGGUACAUGACCAUAAUUUGCUUUAGUCACAAUUGGACAUUCAAACACGCUGCAUGUGCACUCAAUAUAAUAAUAUUGCGUAUAUUCAGUGUUUAAAAGAUAAAACAAUUCCUUCGAUGCUUUUAUAAAGAACAGAAAUAGUUCAAAGUCAAAAGAAAAAUGCCUCGGCAACACUUUUCAUUCGUAAAACUGUAAAAACUUUUUUUUGUCAAAAUUCACGGUUUGCCGUAAAUGUUUUGUACAUAAUCGCCAUUUUGUUAUCAAAAAAAAGGAUAACAAUACAGCUCAGCCGUACGGACUCCGAAACGAACUCGCCGUUUCGCUCGCGCUGUGUUGCAGCGUACAGUUCUGCCUCGCUCGCUCGGUUGAAUGUUUUUAUACACACGUGUGCGUGUGAGGUUGCUUAUGUAGUUGAGUCGGAUCAUAUUUUAUUUGAUGCUAGUAUGAGCGUACCGUAUCUUCCCCUUUUGUUUCAAUCUAAGAGUUAAAUGCUUAAAAUGUAAUAAACUGAAAUUCACCGAUGUUUCAGUUCUAAGAUGCAUCGAGUGACACAACUUGUCGAUCUAUUGAUACACAAUUAUAAUUUGAACUGUUGAGCUUUUGUACUAACUCGCUUGUUAUAAGUAUUAUCUUUAUAUUAAUUAAACUGGAAGUUGGGAGCAUCACACCGAUCGAUGUAGUAAUUACAAUUGUGUAUUUAAUUAGACAUGGCAAUAAAUCGUGGA